AUGGUCUUUCGUUCGGGACCUGUUGCUCCUGGCAUCGCAUUUGUUACCGGCGGUGCACGCGGGUUAGGGAACGCCAUUGGUGUAUCAUUUGCAAAGGAAGGUGCUAGGGGCGUGUGCCUGGUUGACAUUCAGGAUGAAGCAACGUUCGAGGAGGGCAAGAAAGCAGUUGAGAAGUACGGUGCCAAGGUGCUAUGCGUCCGCGCCGACGUGACCAGGGAGGAAGACGUAGAGCGAGCAGUCAACGAAGCGGUCAAAGAAUUCGGACGCAUCGACUAUGCAGCGAACUUUGCAGGUAUUAUCGGGCCCCUGGGUGAGACGUGGGACACCGACACGGAUCAAUGGAGACGGGUUAUCGAAGUUAACACAGUCGGAGUGUGGCUUUGCAACAAGUACGAGCUGAAGCAGAUGAUGAAGCAGGAUUCGAUCGAACGAGGCUCGAUCGUCAACUGCGCAUCCGUCAACUCUAUCCAGGCCGGUGCUGGUACCACGGGAUACACCGCGUCGAAACAUGCCGUGGCCGGCCUCACAAAAGCAGCCGCCCUUGAAGCCCGUCGCCACGAUAUCCGCAUCAACGCCGUCUCGCCCGGCUUCCUUCUGACCAAGCUCCUCGACCCCUUCAUGAAGCAGGGAAACGGCGAGCUCGCGGCCAAGGCGUGGGAGGAGUACGAAGCCAGACAAGGCCGCAAGGCCACCUUCGACGAGAUCGGCGACGUCGUCGUGCUCCUGAGCACCCCGCGCAUGAGUCUGGUGGUGGGCCAUAACCUUGUCAUCGAUGGGUAUGUUACCAGUGGUGCUUGA
Molecule: messenger RNA, 798 nt
Organism: Cladophialophora psammophila CBS 110553
Lineage: Eukaryota; Fungi; Ascomycota; Eurotiomycetes; Chaetothyriales; Herpotrichiellaceae
Exons: 5
Coding region: 1-798 (265 amino acids)
Molecular function (GO): oxidoreductase activity
Source: RefSeq, a predicted model, not a curated record